AUGUUUUUACAAAAUUUGAGAGGUAAUAAGUUGUCACUUGCCAUUGCUCUGGCUGGUGCAUCGGCUUGGAUUUUGCAGGGAUACGACCAAGCCAUUAUGAAUGGUCUCUUGACAAUGGAGACUUUUGAGACACAGUUCCCAACGUUGAACACCAGUAGGUCAGGAGUUAACAAAGAGCAUGCGACUGUGAUUGAGGGAACGGUCGUUGCUAUUUAUGAACUGGGAUGUGUGCUCGGAUGUGUUGCCUCUUACUUUUUCGGUGACAAGCUCGGCCGCCGCCGGUUCAUCAUGACUGUUUGUACGGUCACAAUUAUCGGUGUUAUUAUCCAGGACACCUCUUACCAUAUAGUGCAGCUUAUUGUUGCACGAGUGAUCACUGGAGUUGGCGUUGGAGGUAUCACAGCUACGGUGCCGACCUACAUCUCGGAGUGUGCUCCGGCACGUUUGAGAGGUAAGCUGGUGCUUCUCUGCGGGUCACUAGCAAUUUUUGGAGUGGCACUAGCUACCUGGGUUGACUUUGGAUUUUAUUUUGUCAAACACAGUUCCGUCAAUUGGCGGUUUCCAAUUGCACUACAGAUGCUCUUUCCGAUUAUAUGUAUUUCGCUGAUUCUCUUCCUUCCAGAGUCUCCUCGUUGGCUGGUGAAAGUUGGGCGUACGGGUGAAGCAGCAGAAGUGUUUGCUCGGCUGGAAGAUAAACCCGUUGAGAGCGACCAAGUUCAAGGAGAAAUCUCGCUGAUUCAGCAGUCUCUUUUGGAGGAUCCAGCUGCUAUUAAGGCUUCUCCGUUUUCAAGAACCAAAAACAAGCAUUUGAGGCGUAGUCUUAUGGCUAUUGGUCUGAACAUUGGAGCUCAGAUGACCGGAAUCAAUAUUGUUACCUUUUACUCCACGAGCAUCUUUGAACAGCAGCUGGGCUAUAGCUCUGUGGAGGCUCGUAUUUUCUCGGGAUGUCUUCAGAUCUGGCAAGCAAUGUGUGCAUUUGCGGCCAUCUUCCUGAUUGAUAUAUUUGGCCGGCGGUAUGCAAUGAUUCACGCCGCAGCAAUUAUGGGAAUUUGUCAGUUUAUCCUUGGUGGGCUUGCGUCAGACCUCGAAAAUCCAGCUACGGCAAAGGCUAUGGUGGCCUUUUAUUUUGUCGCAAUGUAUGCUUUUCCUGUCGGUCUUCUUCUUGUGGUUUUCAUGUAUGCGGCUGAAAUUGCACCCCUUGAGUCCCGUGCCCAGAUCACUGCUAUCAGUACUGCGUGUAACUGGCUAUUCAAUUUCUUAGUUGCAGAAGCUUCUCCAACGGCAUUCAACAAUAUUGGCUACAAAUAUUACUUUGUUUAUGGAUCAGUCGCUUUUGUAUUGCUAGCCUGCUUGAUUCUAUUCUUCCCGGAGACAAGAGACAGAAGCCUGGAGGAAAUUGAUGAUAUAUUUAUUCAGUCUCAAACCUUGUUCGACACUGUUCGGAUAGCCAAGACAAUGCCAGUUCAAGGUGAUGCUGACUACGACCCGGAAAGGAAGCUUUCCUUUGAAACUAAAGACGUUGUCGAAUAUGUGGAGUGA
Ogataea parapolymorpha DL-1 is the source of this 1539-nucleotide messenger RNA. RefSeq lists its product as uncharacterized. Gene Ontology annotation, biological process: carbohydrate transport; transmembrane transport. The record is from RefSeq and is a predicted model, not a curated record. Gene Ontology annotation, cellular component: membrane. NCBI's taxonomy places the organism in Eukaryota, Fungi, Ascomycota, Pichiomycetes, Pichiales, Pichiaceae. Gene Ontology annotation, molecular function: carbohydrate:proton symporter activity. The transcript has a single exon. Bases 1 to 1539 code for a protein of 512 amino acids.